UUCUUGAUAUACCAAACCAGUGAACUCACCUUUGCCGUCGCGACACCGAAGAGGUGGGUUAAUAUAUUUGACGAGACUGCCAUUACCUCUUGGAUGAGCAAGAAUGCUGAAGGUGCAGCUCAAGGCUUCCAUGCACUUUUUCUUUUCGGAGUGAAUGAGGGCAUUGUUGCCACAGCAGCUGCUCGAUACAGUGGAACUGGGGAAAAUAGGACCCUGCUUUUGCUAUCAAAGAUCAGCACAGAUGGCGAUGAGAACUGGAACGAUCAUACUGGAUCACGAGUAUCCACCAAUGAAGCAGGAACUUCCAUAAGUGAUGCAAAUGCUGCUAAGCGAUUCCCCUUGAGGGUACUUGCACAUGUGGAAGGACAUACAGUGAAAGACGGUACCGAGACUCCGAAGGAAUUUGGUUUUGUCACAGAAAUUGAGAGCAGUGAAGGUCUAAACCAAGGCCUACAGAUUCUUCCCCUGGCGCGAAACUUCAGUAUUGCAUAUACAGUUGCGGGGGAAUCUCUGAAUGGUUAUCUUGCUUUCGCUACCACUGCAAUUGUGACGGAAAAUGAUAAACGUUUUGUGGUUCCUUUUCAGGCCAUCAAAGCGAAUGGGCGCAUCGUAUCCACUGUAAUUCAUUCAGAGAAUCACAAAGUGGCUUUAACGCUCCACAAUGGGGCGAGUGCUGAGGGCUGCAGAGACCCCGCCAUUGCACCGUGGGAAGGUGGGAAACUACUUAUGGUCACUCCUUGUGACGAUGGCUAUCGCAGAGUGUACGAGUUUACCGAGGAUGGAAGGACGUGGACAGAGGCCCUCGGGACACUUUCGCGUGUGUGGGGUAACUCAUUGAGCAGAACUGGUUCUGGUGUUCGAGGUGACGUUGUUACUGCGAGCAUUGAAGAAAAGCAAGUAAUGCUUUUUACGCACCCGAUGCAACAUCGUACAGGGGUCAAUGGUGUGACGGAUUUGCUUCACUUGUGGCUCACAGACACCAAGAAGCACAUUUUUGAUAUUGGACCGAUAUCUGAGGUUGACAAGGCUGCUGGCGUCAGUUCUCUGCUAUACACGAACGGAAAAUUGUUUUCUCUUUAUGAGAGCGGUGCCAGUGCAGCCCGCAGCCUUGUUUUUACUUCCCUCACUGAGGAGUUGGCGCGGAUAAAGCAAGUGAUGAAGAUUUGGGAAGAGGUGGACAAACGUGUCUCGCAGCUGUGCUCAUCAAGUGGGGGGAAUGCAGCCUCGUCCAAUGAGUCGUGCCAUACGAAUACGCUUACGGCGGGGCUGGUUGGGUAUUUGGCUGGCAAUUUAUCUGGCAGCCAAUGGAAAGACGAGUACCUAGGCGUGAACGCAACAAUAGCGAAGGGUGAAAAAACGUCGGCCAAUGGCGUGAGGUUCAAGGGUGCUGCAGCAGGAGCACAUUGGCCUGUUGGUAAACAGGGGCCGAAUCAAUUGUACCAUUUUGCAAACUACAACUUUACUCUUUUGGCGACGGUGACGAUUCACACAAUUCCAAAGAGCCACCACGGUGUUCCUUUAAUGGGCAUGAAGUUGAAUGGGCAUACAAGUACAGGCCUCGUGGAGCUGUUGUACGACAACAACCAAAGUUGGAAAGUGGUGUACAAGAAUACGGCAACAAAAACACAAGAAAGGUCGUGGGAACCAGAUACAACACAAUAUCAACUGGCACUGAUGCUACGAAAUGGCAAGGCCGCACUGUACGUUGACGGUCAACCUUUGCUUACUGAGAAUAAUGGUGUUCAAAGGGACACAAUGGGGGAAAUAUCACACCUUUACAUUGGGGGCUUGGGAAGCGGCACAGAGGUUGGGGAAAACGCAAACGACAGGGACGUCACGGUGAGCAACGUUCUUCUGUACAAUCGUCCAUUGAGUUCCUUUGAGCUGAUGGGCCCUUUAAGCAAACAGAACACAGUUCAAUUUGUGCUUACGGAUUCAGCUGUACAUUCCGAUGACAAAAAAGUCAUGGAACAUAAAAAUACAAAGAAAAACGCUUUUGAGAAAAUACACACGGCUGACGGAUCUGUGUAUGAUCAUUUGAGCAGUGUACUGCUCCAGCUUUUGUUUGGAUUGUGGAUUUUUGCGGUUUUGUGA
Messenger RNA from Trypanosoma rangeli, 2094 nucleotides. Its product is annotated as trans-sialidase. The annotation marks the transcript as partial. Gene Ontology annotation, molecular function: exo-alpha-sialidase activity. NCBI's taxonomy places the organism in Eukaryota, Euglenozoa, Kinetoplastea, Trypanosomatida, Trypanosomatidae. The record is from RefSeq and is a predicted model, not a curated record. The transcript has a single exon.